AUGGCCUACAACAGGGUGACGAUCCGAUGGACGGACGACAAUCUUCUCCAGCUAUUCGACUGUUGUCUGUAUCCUGAAGCUUACGAGCUUCCGCCGGAUGAGUUUGCCCCGGCUCUGAUACCAUUGCUACAGGCUGGAAAUGUGCCGGUUCCGGUGCGGAGUGGUGGCACCGAAACCGAUACCGAUCCUGGCACAAGCACAAUCACAAGCACCGGAAAUGCUGACGGUCCCAGGACUGACAUUGCCACUGCCACUGCCACUGCCAACAAUAAUGAUGGCCAACAGUCUGCAGACACUGAGACUGAGACUGGCACUGCUACGGACAAUGGAAGCAAUGGUGCUCAGCCAGACAUAAACGCCGAAACCAAUACCGACAGCGGUGCCCAUAUCUCAAGCAUUGGGCCCCAACCAAAUCCAGACACUUCAACCAAUGCAGUUCAGCCAGACUCCAACAGCGACCGUCCUCCGUGGAACCAAACACCGUGGCAACACGAGAUCUUCCGAUCGUACAUCCGCGUAAGCAAAGGCCUGCCACCGACGGGCCCCGUACACACGGACGAAGAAGACUUGGUCAACUCGCGACUGAUCACCUGGAUGAUCGGCGUGCCUCCUUCUGAGGUGGCAUGGCCGCCGGGCGGACCGUGGCCGAUGGCGAGAUGGUUCGAGUACCUGCCGAACAUGAGCAUUUCGUCGAACCCGGACCCCAACACCAAAGACCACAUCGCACGGGUCGGCCACGAGCUCGCUUCGGUCCUGAGCCGCCGAGACACGAGCUACGAGUGUCCCUUGACCCAGGUGAUCCACGACUUCCUGCGCUGGCGGUACACGCACCCCGACGAGGCCGAGCGGUACCAGCCUGAAUGGGAGUAUGCGGGGCUGCGGAUGCGCAGGAAAGUCGCCGACCUGGAGUAUCGCGGCUUCGGCGGGGACCGGGCUGCACGCGACCAUGCCUGCAUCUCGCACAUCUUGCUGAAUACCUUCCAGACCAUUGAGAUGGAUAUCUGCGGUAUCACCGAGACGGGCGUCAUCGUUCAAUGGGAGGAACUGCCCACAGCCUCGGCGUUCCCUGUUUCCGUCUGGUUCAUGGUCAACCGGACCGGCACGCUGUACAAGUUGACCAUGAAGGGACCGUUUAGAAAGGGCAGGAUGCCCGUGGCCAGGGCGCUCAAUGGAACCAUGGCCUUCCAGGAAGUCGAGCAGGGCCCGAAUAUCCUGCAGCUGUUCACUUCGGUGUUUGAUGCGGAGCUGAACAGGGCCGAUGUCAGUGGAGACUAUCUUCCACGGAUUUUCCUGUCUUUGUGA
Messenger RNA from Capronia coronata CBS 617.96, 1302 nucleotides. RefSeq lists its product as uncharacterized. The record is from RefSeq and is a predicted model, not a curated record. The coding region runs from base 1 to 1302 and encodes 433 amino acids. Lineage: Eukaryota; Fungi; Ascomycota; Eurotiomycetes; Chaetothyriales; Herpotrichiellaceae. The transcript has a single exon.